UGCAUUGGAAAGGAAACACAGUAUUCCACAGUCGCCGCUUGUGUCACCAUGCGCAUCCAUCAACCGGCUACAUUCUGAUCAAACGAUUGGAUUUAGGAAGUUAGUUCGAGCUGAACUUAAGAAACUGCUUGAGGCUCAACACAAAAACACCAUGACAAUGUUGGACACAAGUGGAUCAUAUUCAGGAGAUGCACAUCCAAUGUUGCUGGCAUACAAUGAUUCAAACCAAACCAAAGGGAUUGACGAAGACAAAUCAAAAACAUUACAGAGAACUAAGCAUCCAAGUGGGCGUGUCUACAUUACUUCUGGCCGAAGCGUAAAAGCUGUACUUGCCAGGAGAACUACAAUUCCAAGCUUGUCAUCACCGAGUAGUCCAGAGUCACCAAGUGAAGUGAAUAAGAGACCAGAUUUUCCUGUAAAGCCAAGCUCUAAGACAUCUAAACUGUUCUUGACCAGAAGUCAGUCAUCUGAGAAAAAUCGGACUUUUUCAUUUAGUGCUUCAACUUCUCCUUCUGGUAAUCGUAAUCAAAAUGCAGUUCAUUCCCCAGAAGAACUAGAUAAUCAAAGAGAGUUUGUUCUAAAUGAUGAGGUUUUUUCUUGGAUUUCAUCAGAUGAAUCUGAUAAGGAGCCUCAAUAUCAGCGGGAUUCUAUUGGCAGACCGCUUCCUGUUUCAGGUCUCAGAAAUCCAAGCUUUCAAGAUGAUGGUAGUUUUAAUCAAUACAGUGAUAAAAAUGAAGUUUCCUCUCCAUUAAAUAUUGAAGACCUUAAAAACCAAGAGGUGGAAACUCUUCAGGAUGUUGAGCAAGUUGAUAUUCAGCAGAAUGGCAGUGUUGAACAGAAUGAAGUUCAAGGAUGGCCUCUUCUCUCCUUUAUUAAUUCUGAUAGUAUACAUGGAAAAUCAUUUCCAGAGUUUGAAGGUCAUCAGCACCCUAAAAGAAUUCCUACUCAGCCUCGUCAAAUUCCUUCCCAGCCAUUCAGGUUAGGACAGCCUUUGGCUGAUAAACUUCCUCCGGUAGCUCCUCAAUCAGCCUGGCAUCACCAGAAUAUUCACAGUGAUCCUGAUGUAAGUAAUGAAUAUGUGGCUGGACUUCCACUUUUAAAGUUGAAACAAGACUCCAGACAUGCACCAGGACUCCACCCUGUCCAACAGCAGGGCUUGCAAAAUAAACUAAUGUUUAAUGUUGAACCAAGAAAUGACAAAGGUGUUUACAGUAGCAUCUGGAUUCCUCCUCUUUUGCAUCUCGAUCGACCAUCAGGACAUUACCAGGCUCAUGGCAAUGCCAAUGAUUUUCCUCACAAUAGCGAAAAUGUUAAGGAUAUGUCAAGGCCAGUGGAAUCAGACAAACAAAGUGAUUAUGACAGUAUUUGGGUUCCACCCUUACUGCACUUUGACAAACAAACUAAAGACAAUCAUGAAAGUUAUGUAACUAAACAUCUCCAAAACUUCUGGGCAAAAGAUAAGAACAUACACAGUCUGAAGCUAAGACUUAGAGGAAAGCAUCCUCAUGAGGUAGAUCCUGUCCAGCAUAUCGACAACAAGGACGAACCACCAGACAAAGUAUCAAUGCCCCUUCUGAAUGUCCAGCGGAAGUUAGAUUCUGAUGAAAGUCAGACCAGACGACGUAGGAGACAGCACCACAGAGUUUCACCAAAAGAUGAAGACAGUUCCAGUCUGAAGUCAUCCAGCUCAUGUAGAAGUGAUACCAAAAUUCAACCUAAACAAAAUGGGCAAAAACCAAACCGUAGAAAAUUACCAAAGGAACCAACAAAGAGACCUAAAGAAAGCAAAAAAGCGAAAGAUGAGGAAAAGAAAGAAAUUUUGAUACCAUUUUUGAAAAAUGAAACACCGAGCAGUACUGAUAUAACCCUCUCUCCCUCUGUGGAAUCUGAAUCUCAACCAGAAGAUGUUUUGAAUAAAGUGAAGUCGCAGAGGAAUCUUCGUAAGAAAGUAGGUUCUUAUGAUCACCUAUUAGAAGGAAGACAAGAAUCUUACUUCCCAUCAUCUGCUGAGGUCCAUCUCAAAGCUGUGAAAGGUAUUCAACCUAAACAGGUAGAAAGAGUUGAUGCGGCAACAAUGGCAACAGAAAUGAAGAAUGCUCAGACAUCAAUAGACUUUGACAGAUUGGUCAAGCCACCAGAAAACGAUGAAAGUAUCCUGAUUCUUGAUCAAGAUGGAAAAGCAAUUAAUGAUGCUAUAUCAGCAUACACUACUGCCAAGACUGGUCUAGACAACGCAGGUAAAGUACUUGCCCCAGAUAUUUUCUUCAACCUUCGAUUUGAAAGGACGUCUGAAAGUCAAGCAACAAGUCCAGACACAGGGGCUUCCCAAUCCGGAAGAAAUUUCAUAAGCGUUGUAGACCUAGAGGGCAGCAGACUGCUAGAUGACAUUCCCAUUAGGAAGCAACCAGCUCCGGAGAUUAUCCAACAUCCAAGAUCUCAAGAACCUUCCAUUGCAUCUGUACACUACAGUGCCCUGAGGAACAGAGAAAGGGAACCUAGCCUGACAUCUCCACGUGAAGUACCAGAAGUGGAUUCACCUACUGGACCUGACCCUCUCACUAAAGAACUUUUGGCUGCAAGAAAGAGAUUAAACAAGGAACAAUUUUUGAAGAUCAAAGCAAUAAGUGAUGAAGAAAGGGAAGGUUACAAGAAGAGGAUGAAUAUACAGCUGAUGGAGAUGGAUGAACAAUUGAAGGUGAUUGAUGAAAUGAGUAGACAAAUGGAAGAAGAUCUGCAGGGAACUAAUAAACUUAUGAAGAAUGUCGAAACCAUCACAGAUUUCUUAACACCACAGCAGCCUCAGAAGAAAGUGCAAAUUCUAGAUGCGUUCAGUGACGAUGAAAAGAAAGAAAAACAAGAUGACAAGCAAAGAAUUCAACUAUUACCUGAAAAUAGGCAAAAUGACAAACCGGAGAUGCAUUGGUUACCUGGAGAUGAAAAAGAAUCUGAUAUGCAAGGAAUCCUACCUCAAGAUAAAGAACCAACUGUUGAAGAGAUUCAUGAAGGACAGGAAAGGAAUGUUACAGGUACAGAUGAAGAGAAGAAAGAUGAUCUAGCUAUCAGCAAAAUGGACACCACAUUAGAUGACACUCUUGGAAUAUCAGGCAUAAGUGGUGUUAGUGAUAUAAUCGCUGAGGUCAUAGUAGAUGGUGACUUGAAUGCCACUGCUCUGGGAAUUUCCAAGGAACAGAGGAAAGCAGCAAGACAAAGAAUACAAAGGCAAAAAAUAAACAUUGAUAAAGAAGUGGAAGAUUUAGAUUUCACUAGUUUAGAUUCAAAGCAGAUCAGAGAGCUUCUAAAAACUCCUCGAGAAGAUGAUGAUGAGAAAGAACCAUGGCCAUCUACUGUACAGCCCUCAAAGAGAACUGAGCAACAGCAAAAAAAAUUGAAAGAAUGGACCAAAAAGAAGCGAGAAAAAGCUAUUGCAGAUUAUCGCAACAAGCUCGGUGAAUUAAGAGAAAUGGAGAAAACACCAUUCAAAGCUCAAAACACUGAAUCAUUAAAGGAAUUACAGAAGGCAGAAGUUGAAAGACAAAGCAAAAGGAAUACAAAAAAAGAAGAAGACUAUGAUGAGAGAGUAAAACAUGCUAAGAGUUUGAUGGAUCAAAUUCUUGUUGAACAGACUCAAUUGAAGACAGUAACUGAUAAACCACCAGAAGUUAGAGUUAAGAAAGUGCCACCUAAGCCAUUUGCUAAGCCUACUAGAGCAGCCUCUCAAUCUAAGCAACUGAGUAAAAGAACUGAAAGACUCAAAAAUGUCAGACCUGAGAUUUAUGAGGAUGAUAGACGAAACUCAAGAAUUGAUCCUGAAUAUUAUUUGAAACUUCGAGAGAGUUUUGAACGAGGUGUUCCUCUUCGAAGUUCAAGCACAAACGAGGGUAUUACAAAGAGGAAGUCAUCGUUACAGAUGAUAUUGGAGAAGAAAAGGCUAGAGGAGCUUGGGAAAUUGAGUGAUUUGAGUAGUUCUGGUGAUGACUUGGAUCUUAGUUUUGAAAAUGAUAAAGAAAGUCAAGUUCACACACCGUCUGCUGAUGAUGCUCCAGUAAUGUAUAAACCAAAGCCAUUUACUGCACUGGUCAAAGUUCAGAGGCCAGCAGUCACCAGAAAGGGUCAUGAUGUGCCAAGAACUGCCAAGACAUAUACAGAGAUGUUACAGGAUCUGAAAAAAGAAAAUAUUAAUCCAUCAAAUAAGAAUCAGAGUAUAAGAAGUCAACAACGAUUAUAUGGUACGAAAAGACUGCCAGGGUCUUCAAAGCUGAGAGGGCAGCAGUCACCAAGACAUUCUAAACCAUACACACAAAGGUUGCAAGAAAUGAAGAAAAUGUCAAAUAGACCCGCAGGCAUGCGAUCACGUACACCAAUCAAACCACCGGCCUCAGGUUUAACAGAAACAGUUACACUUGGAGAAACUAGAAGACAACAGGUUGAAAGGCGAGGUCUGAAGGCAGAAGGUAAACCAAGAGUAUCGACACCUUACACAGAAAGACUAUUACAGCUGUCAGGUACAUACACUGCAAGUGAAGCUGUAGUGAGCCCUCAACCUAAGUUGGGCUUACCUUACAGGCCUAAAGAGAAGUUAUGCUCUACAUAUGUCAACCGAUUGAAACAAGCAAGUGAAGGAGCUACUAAAAUUCCAUAUCAGGCAGUCUAUGAACCUGUUCCAAGAGGAACAUACCAGGCUUACAAAGCACCCCCUCUACGAACUCCAUCUCCACGACACCACCCAUACCGAGAAAGAAGGUCAUAUGACUUGGAGGACCAAUCAGUGAGUGAGGCUAGUCCUUGGAGUUUAUCAGACAGCGUAAAGAGAAUCCUUGGAGAAGAUGAUAGCAUGGCUGGGAUUUCAGCCAGUUUGUACCCAUCUGAUGAUGAACUAGGUGAUGUAAACCUGGAUGACCAGUACAGUGAGUACACUUUGUCUGUCAACAUCAAGGAACUAGAGGAAAUAGCUUCUGUGGGUAGUGGUAGUAUCCUCAGUUUUGAAUGGGAUGCCAUCGACAAAAUGGUUGCCGGUGUCAAGUGAUUCCAGCCAUGUCAACAUCAAAGAGCUAGAAGGUUUUUGUUAGUAGUGGUAGCAUUCUAAGUAACAUCGACUGGGAUGCCAUCGACAAAAUGUUGCGGAUAUCAUGUGAUUCCAGCCAUGUCUAUAUUAAAAGAGCUAUAGGGCUUCAGUGAGUAGUGGUGGCAUUCUAAGUAACAUUGACUGGGAUGCUUUCGGCAAAAUGUUUGCAGGUGUCAAUGAUUACUGCCAUGCCAACAGCAACAAGCUGGAAGAUAUAGCAUCUAUUCAUAGCAUCUUCAGCAACAUUGAUUGUGAUGCCAUCGAAAAAUUGGCUGCAGAUGUCAAGUGAUUUUGGCCGUGUCAACAUCAACAGCUAGAAGAGAUAGCUUCCUUGUGUAUCAUCUUCAGUAACAUAGACUGGGAUGCCAUUGACAAAUUUUUUACAGAUAUCAAAUGGUUUAAGCCAUGUCAAUAUAAAGGACCUGGAUAGAAAUAGCUUCUUGGAGUAGCAUCCUCAGUAACAUCAACUGGGAUGCCAUCGACAAUUUGGUUGAAGAUGUCAAGUGAUUCUAGUCAAGAUCAAGAAUUUGGAAGAGAUUCCAGCCACAUCAAAGAUAACCAUUGAUAUAUCUAUGCAAGUAAAGAUGAAAAUAUUCAAUAGGUACACAGUAAUAAUAAUAAUUAAUAUUGUUUUGAAUAGGGGGAGGUGAGUAACUAUAGAAGACAUAUGGUGUUGCGAGUGUUGGCGUGUUGCAAGUGUUUCCUUAUCCAUUGUGGGGUUAAGGGGGUUAUUCACACUGGAAGAUCUGGAGUUUUAGCCUCUUGGGUAUUACAAAUGGUUAGUGGAGUGGAGCUGAAUAGCUUGGUGGUUUAAGAUGCUUGCCUUCCAAUUUGAUGGUCCUUGGUUGAAAUCCUGCUCUGUUGAUCGAGUGAAGUUGAAUAGUUCGGUCGUUAAGAUGAUUGCCUUCCAAUUUGAUGGUCCUUGGUUGAAAUCCUGCUCUGUUGAUUGAGUAGAGUUCAAUAGUUUGGUGAUUAAGAUGCUUGCCUUCCAAUCUCAGAGUCAGGGGUGACCAUUGUCACCAAGUUUCUUUCUCACAACUAAAACAGCUGGAUGGUGUACAUUCAGGGGAGCAAUUGCCCCUUUCACCCCCUUAUGGAUCCGCCACUGGUUCAAAUUUCCAACCCCAAAAAAACAGUAAUGUGGCUACAAUAAUGUCCCUUGUUUGCCAGUCAUUUUGUGGCUGUUGGCUCAGAUUGGUAGACAGUUGGUUGGAGUGUGGAUGCAAACCAUUUGCACCAACUAUUGAUAAUUAAGGCUUCUUUUUAUACUUUAAUAUGGAACAAAUUAUUCCAAAGCAAAUGAAUUUAAUUAUGCAUAACACUGUAUGCAUAUAAUAUUAUGAUAAUUUAUGCAUAUUUGUUAAUCGGAUGUUUUCAUAUUCAUCAUUUAAUAGAAUUUACAUGUUUUAAUUAAAUAUUUCUAAUUUAUAAACAUUCCAAGUUACCAAUAUUGGAAAAAUGAUGGUUACCUUAUAAAGAUACUGUAAUAAUACCAAAGAUAAUAAAUAGAAGAAGAUAGAGCAGCUUCCCAAUAUAGUGGAACAUCCGUUCGAAAUGCAUUGUGGGUACACGGAGAACAAUUUCACCCCGUUUGCGCGGUUUCGCUAAAUAUUGAUAAUAAAGGCACCGCUCGGGUUCGUUUGUUUCCUGUAUUUUCUCCACAAGUCAAAUGGUCAAAUUUUACCCCACUCGCAAGAGGGCGGAUGUUCCAUCAAUUUUAAUACAAAUACGUGGAACAGCUCAUUCUUCUGCUAUUAAGUUCUUUGAUAAUACUAUAUAUACUGUAUAAUACUGGUCAUCAGAAAGUGGUGUAUAGGAUGAUUCCAAAAUAAUAUGUUUUAGAUUGUUAGGCUCUGCUUAUUAAUUCGUUGUGUAAUGUAUUUACUUUGAAAGUUUAACACUUUAAAAUGCUUUUUGAAGAUCAGUUGGUUGGUUAUUAUUUACCACAUUUUCUGUUGCCUUAUCUACUAUUUUUUACCUUUUAUGUCUAUUACCACUACAUCCUUUCAUCUUAAAUUUUGAAUGUCAUUAGUUAACUAUACUAACUUUCAAAGGAAAACGUAAAUAAUUAUAUGAUUCUUUCUACUUGAAUAUUAUUGUUAAAUAACUGAAACAAAUUUGUUUAGUAAUUUCACAUAAACAAUUGGUGCUAAUUAUAUAAUGCUUUAUUGUACAAAUGUAAUGCUUGAUUAAAUUUUUAUUUGUAAUUAUACUGCAAACAAAAGUUAUGUAUAUAAACAAAAUAUUUUGAAUUUGUAUAUUUGUAAUGUACAAUAUGUCAAUU
This is a messenger RNA of Anneissia japonica, 7346 nucleotides long. RefSeq lists its product as uncharacterized. The transcript has 17 exons. The coding region runs from base 152 to 5023 and encodes 1623 amino acids. Lineage: Eukaryota; Metazoa; Echinodermata; Crinoidea; Comatulida; Comatulidae. The record is from RefSeq and is a predicted model, not a curated record.